Messenger RNA from Symbiodinium sp. CCMP2592, 759 nucleotides. The record is from the annotation of a GenBank genome assembly. NCBI's taxonomy places the organism in Eukaryota, Dinophyceae, Suessiales, Symbiodiniaceae.
AUGGCAGUCUUCGAUCGCAUCGGGGCGGAGGUGACCUUUGUGUACAGCCGCACCUUCAUCGACGAGGCGCCGAUGGUGGUGGAAUCUGGCGUUCAUCGUCGAAGCGUCAGCCAGCCACCUCCUAUGGCGCGUCUCGAGACAGCCUGCGAGGCAAUGACCGAAGAGGAAACUCUACGACGCUACGUGCAGUCCCUGGGUACUUUCAGAAUGCACAGCCUCGCCAAUAGUGGAAGCGAGACAGUCGUUGCUGCUCACAGAGAAAUGGCUCUUGCGGACGCAAGCUGUGGGAGCCGGGGGCACCCGGACCUUUGUAAGCGCCCAUGCAUCUACUUCGUGGCCGGCAAGUGCACGACCGGGGCGCAAUGCAACUACUGCCACAUGCCACAUGCAGAUCGCCCAGCGAAGCUGGACAAGCAGCAGCGCCAGAAGUUCAACAUGAUGGGCAUGCGGGAAGCUCUUCUGAUGCUCCAUCGGAUCUUGACGUCGAACGCGAGCAUGAAUGGCUUCCUCAGCCUCGCGAAGGAGAGCCUGGACCUGGUCGCAGAGGAGGCCCUGAAGCAUGCCACUGGUGAGGAGACGACCUCCGAAUCCGCACAGCGACGUCUUGAGCGAGUCCUGGUCCGCAUGCCUUUCCACCAGCUUGCCCUUCUCUGUGUCUCAAAGGCAAAUCGCAGCGGGUUUGGUGAACUCAUGGUGACGUGCGUCGAGAAGCUCACCGAUGAUCUUGAAGCGAGGCGGGAAAUCGAUCCCAAAGCCUGA